AUGGCAGCCGUACAAAAGGAUGGAUCUCGGGCGCACAGCCUGUCCGAACUGGAGCCUAUCCGACCUGCGAAAGAGGUUCAAGCCCAAGGCGUAGAGGCCUUCAAGGAUGUCGUCUUUGGCUCGACCGCAGGUGUCCUUGGGAAGUUCGUAGAGUACCCUUUCGACACAGUCAAGGUACGACUACAGUCACAGCAUGUUCUGGAUGGCCACGCUCGGCUACAUGGCCCCAUCGAUGCCUUUGUCACAGCCUUUCGUUCGCCAGAGGGACCACUGGUCAGUCUUUACCGCGGUAUCACUGCACCGCUCUUGGGUGCCGCUGUUGAGACCUCCUGUCUGUUCUUCAGCUAUCGAGUUGCGCAAGAUGCUCUCGUUGCAUGGAAUCCCUCGCUCAGGAGACAAAAAGAGCAGUCAGCCUCCAAAGAGCUGCCAUUCAGCUACCUUGUCGCAUGUGGUGCGAUAUCUGGUGCCUUCACAUCUCUCGCACUGACGCCCAUCGAGCUCGUCAAGUGUAAGAUGCAGGUGCCCGCCAGCAAUACGACUCCAAGACGACCUCCCAGCAUUCCUCGCAUCAUCAUGUCAGUGUUCCGUACACAUGGUUUAUUGGGUUUCUGGCAUGGACAAUUGGGCACCUUGAUCAGAGAAACGGGCGGUUCUGCGGCCUGGUUCGGAUCCUACGAAGGCGUCAAGAAGCUGUACGUCAGAUACGAUCAGUCAUUGAACAACGAUAUCGAAAAAGUCAAGCUCUGGCAGCAACUGACCGCAGGUGCCGUUGCAGGAAUGCUGUACAACUUCACGUUCUACCCGGCUGACACCAUCAAGAGCCGUAUGCAGACUGAAGAAGUCGUGCUGUCCCGAUCGCAGGGUACAUUUUUAGGCACUGGAAGGGAGUUAUGGAAGCAGUCCGGUCUCAGAGGGUUUUACAGGGGGUGCGGUAUCACGGUCUUUCGGGCAGCCCCGAGCUCGGCCAUCAUUUUCAGUGUGAUGGAGGCGUUGAGAAAGCGUUUCGGAUGA
Molecule: messenger RNA, 1011 nt
Organism: Cyphellophora attinorum
Lineage: Eukaryota; Fungi; Ascomycota; Eurotiomycetes; Chaetothyriales; Cyphellophoraceae
Product: Amino-acid transporter arg-13
Exons: 1
Coding region: 1-1011 (336 amino acids)
Biological process (GO): mitochondrial L-ornithine transmembrane transport
Molecular function (GO): L-ornithine transmembrane transporter activity
Source: RefSeq, a predicted model, not a curated record